AUGACAGGUGUCUCUAACCGCAGUAACUCUCUACCACUGUACAGCUCCAGGCCAGGAAGACCACCGAAGAGAGCUUCCGUCGGUCUGAGUCUCGCAACCAGCCACCUGGCUGCAGCGACCGGUCACCACCCCCAGCAUUCGCUCAAGAAACACCGAAUGGACAACGGGGAUUACUACGAGAACGGGCAUUUGGGUAAGUUUCGUUACGUUUCCUUUUUGUCCAACAAGCCGCGUCGUAAGUAUCACUGACGCGACGGGACACUCGAUCGAUCGGCCCGCUCGACGACUACUUACGAUUCCGGUUACGAUCGUGCCAACGAGUUUUCAGCCAUUCGUUGCCUAUCCUCGUGUCCCGGCAUUCCAAGACGUUCGUAUUUCACGCCGUAUUUCGCGUCCUUUCUCCCGAUAACGCCACGUUUUAUGGAGAGGCCGCGAAUUUCGCGACAACGUUGUACCACGAUGUCGUCGGCCAGGUAGUCGAGCCAUUCGAACUGUUGUUCAACGACCGUGAACAAAGAGACGAGACGAGACGCGAGAAUACUACAUAUAGUCGGGAAGGAAGCUUUUACGGUGUAAAAGGUAUGAAAGGAGUUUCUGAAUCGAUUGAAAAACGAAAUUUAUCAAUUGCAAAAUUCUUCGCGUUAUGUGGUGAAUAAUGAAGUGGUCGACGCAAAAUAGAAAAUAAAAUAAAUACAAGAAAUGCUAGAAAGUAGGUGUAGAAGUGACCGAAUAAGGCAAGAAGGAGAAAAGAAAUAUAAGAAAUAAAUAAAAAAAUAUAAGAAACAAAAAGCGACUAUUUACGUAUAAAUAAACGGAGAGCUUGAAGAAAGCAAACUAUUUGUAAAAUUUGCAGGCGUACGAAUUCUGUAAAUCCAACUUUCAUUAUUUUUCAUUUACAUCUAUUAGAAAUGUAA
Heterotrigona itama is the source of this 914-nucleotide messenger RNA. The record is from the annotation of a GenBank genome assembly. Lineage: Eukaryota; Metazoa; Arthropoda; Insecta; Hymenoptera; Apidae.